This is a messenger RNA of Xiphophorus hellerii (green swordtail), 3680 nucleotides long. Its product is annotated as type I phosphatidylinositol 4,5-bisphosphate 4-phosphatase-B-like. The record is from RefSeq and is a predicted model, not a curated record. Gene Ontology annotation, molecular function: phosphatidylinositol-4,5-bisphosphate 4-phosphatase activity. The coding region runs from base 191 to 973 and encodes 260 amino acids. Gene Ontology annotation, cellular component: lysosomal membrane; phagocytic vesicle membrane; late endosome membrane. NCBI's taxonomy places the organism in Eukaryota, Metazoa, Chordata, Actinopteri, Cyprinodontiformes, Poeciliidae. Gene Ontology annotation, biological process: phosphatidylinositol dephosphorylation. The transcript has 7 exons.
ACGAAUGUUUUUGUAGCGUCGUUUCCGCAUUCAGUGGGGUGAUUUUCGCCGUGUCAUGUGAACUCAAACCUUUAGGGUGGUUUUAUUUCCAACCCCCUGGGACUCUUCAUCGAGGUCCAGAGGAUUACCCGCCGCUCCAGAGCUCUUUUCAGCGGGCGUGCUGACAGACUUGGGUCCGGGGCGGUCAGCCAUGGCGGACGAGGAGCGGUCACCGCUGCUGCCCGAGCAGCAGUACGCGACCAACGGCUUCUUCCCGCAGAGAGGCUCUGGUGGAUAUCCACAGAGUAUAGUGCCGUUCCCCAGCUUUGUGGAGCCCAGCGAAGCUCCGCCCCCGUAUUCGCCCCAGGGCAGUCCAGACAGCAGCAGCGCCCCGGUCAUCAGCUGUCGGGUCUGUCAGACGGCCAUCUCUGUGGAGGGAAAGACGCAUCAGCAUGUGGUGAAGUGCAGCAUCUGCAACGAAGCUACGCCGAUAAAGAACGCUCCCGUUGGAAAGAAGUACGUUCGCUGUCCGUGUAACUGUCUGCUGAUCUGCAAAGUCACAUCCCAAAAGAUCGCCUGUCCCAGGCCGUACUGUAAGCGCGUCAUCAACCUGGGACCAGUCCACAUCGGCAGCGACAGUCCAGAACCGCGGCACCAAGCCGUUGGACUCAGGGUCAUCUGCGGACACUGCGCCAACACAUUCCUGUGGACGGAGAUUUCAGACCGGACUUUGGCCCGAUGUCCACACUGCCGAAAAGUUUCUUCAGUUGGUCGGCAAUACCCGAGGAGGAGGAGCUGGCUGUGUUUUCUGCUCUUUGUUAUUCUGGCAGCAUCCACCGCUGGACUUUUGGUUGGUACGUGGAAGCCGGCGCAGCACUCAAAGGGCAUCUACGUGUCGUGGGUGCUGCUGAUUGUGUUAGCUUUUUUUACCUUGAUAAGAACCAUGUACUGGAGGUGUUUUAAGAUCAGCGACCCCGUAUCCAACAUCACAUAGAGAGACCGUUCAGGAACUGAAAGAGGGAAGUCAGUUCCUGUCGCAGAUCAAGUACCUGAUCAGGAGCACGCAAGACAAGUGGUGAACGAUCUGAGAGUUGGUGUGGUAACCUUGAAAUGACACAGGAAGGGAAAACUAACUGAAUUUAGAGUAAAAUAUCUUUCUUGUGCUAUACUGGGUUUAAAGAAAUAAAAGCUGCUAGUUGUCCAAAAACAACACUGAGAUUUUGUUGAGCAUUUUCUAUUUUAUUGCCAUCAUCAAGUUUAAAAAGUAUUAACAUAAAUAAAUGAAAGGAAUCUGAACUACAAAGCAGGAUCAACAUCGUAGUAAAGUAACUUCAGGUGUCUUUGAGUUUUUUAUGUAAGCUGCUUCAUUGAAAACACAAACUAACUUUUUGGUUUCUCAAAUGAAAUCACAUCACAGCAAAAACUUUUCACCAGGUUUAUGUUUAAAUCUCCAGGAUCACAUUGUAAGAAGACCGUUUAUUUACAAAAGUCAGUAUUUAUCUCACUGUGUCUUAAAAUCACAAACUUUCUCUAUAAAAACUAUUCUGUUGGAUUUGUAAUAGUUUUACAUAUAAUGUAACAUAUAAUGUUUGUAUUUUCCUUUUAGAGCUGCAGUAUGUAACUUUUAUACAAAAUAUAUUUUUUUUUACAUAUUUGUUGAACCUGUUGGUGCUGUCAAUCAUCCUCUGUGUGGUGCUGCUCUUCUCCUGUUUGCUCUCUGCUAUGCCACAGCUAGCAUAGCCUGUUGUAAAUGCCAGAGCUAGUUAGCAUGGAAACCAGUGAUGGUGGAUAAACAUUUUCCUGUAACAGGAAGUUGGUUUUCCACCAUUAGAACAGUUAGCAGCUCGUUUACUAGGUUGAUUAACAGCGCUAAGACCCUCUUCCUGACUCUGAUUUGUUGUUUUUGUUCAGAACUAGUGCAUUUCUUCAGACGGCAAUGGUAAAUCUGUCUUUUCACAGAUUAUUUGUCUCAUAUUAAAAUGUCUCAACAUGGAGACAGUUUUAACAAAUAUGUAAAAACAUAAUUUUAAAUGAAAGUUCCUGCAGCUUUAUUUAUUUUCUAAAGUAGAUUAAUGCUGGAUAAUUGCACUUUUGGUGGGUUUGCACCUCUGAGAUUAAAAUUUUUGAGUAACAAUCAUUUUAAAAGAAUAUUUAAACACUCCUUUAAGCAGAUUAACCCAUUAAAAUAACAUCAAAUAUCAAAUCUACAUGAGAUUUAGGGAGAAAUUAAUCAUGAAGUUAAUCAGUUUCACAUUGGUUCCCACCCCCCAGUUUUCCAUCUUCCACAAAUAAAAGUAAACUCUCAUCUCAGGAUUAUCUCUUUUUAAUUUGAACUCUAAUCCUGGGAUCUAAUCCUGACUCUAAGUGAAAAUAGAAAAUGGUAAAAUCUUCUCAAAUCUCAGUUGUUCAUGCUAAUUAACUCGGAUCACCUGAAGAAACUUUAAACCUGUUGGGCCUGCUUUGUGGCCCAGAGUAGUAAAAGUAGAGAGAUUCAUCUCUGAUUGGUUAUUUUAUCUUCUGGAUGAAUCGGCAUUUUUGUUCUGCCAGAUUAUUAGAAAAUACGAGGAAAAAUGAAAUGAAAACGGGAACUUACUGAUGUUUUGAUGAAUUGUCAUGUUUUCAAUGGACAUAAAAAUAACCUGGAAUGAUCAGGAGUUUAUUAAAUGCCAUCAUUUCAAUUUUACCAACACGAAUACAAACUUUUGUCUUCAGAUGGAUAUAUAUUGAUGAUAAAUUGAUGUUUUUGUGCUUUACUUUUUGCAGGGAGUUAAUUUAAAGUAUAAAUGCUCUUACAGAAACCAAUUGGCAUAGAAAAAGCUCUAAAAUUGAAGCUUAAAUCAAUCCCACUAACAGGAUAUUAACGUGUUUUUAUUGUCCGGUACAGAGUUGAGGUCUAGCACUGGGGCUUAAAAUAAAAAACAUCUGAAGUUGUAUUAAAAAAAUUAUCUAAAAGCUGAGUUGACUUCUUUAAAGAAAUAGUCAAACUUGAACUGAUAAUGAAGGUUUAAUGUGUUUAAGUAAUUUAUAGUUUCUUCAAAAACAAGAAGAUGUCAAGAAUAUUUUACCUCAUGAAGCCUAAAUGAACAGAAAAUGUAAAAUAUGAAGCAUUCGAAGAAACACGUGUUUCACUUCAGCGGCAUUGUUCAUUUAAUGUAAUCAUUUAAAUUGAUUUAUUUGCAGAUUAGAAGGAAUAAAGUAAGUUCUUGUUUUGUUACCAAUGAAAGGCCUUUGCUCAAUUUAGUGUAAAAAAUAUCUUAAUUCAGUUUAUUUAAUGUGUAAAUAAGAAGAAUAGUUUAUAGGUGAAUGAUUUUGGGAAUCUUUAAGUUAAUUAUAACCUCGUGUUUAUUAGCAUGUUAGCAUUCAUACAGGGACUUUUGAACAUGUCUGAUUUAUUUGUGAUUUUAUUUUUUAUUUUUUGUUUAUUCAUAAAAAUCAACUUUCGUCUUGAAAGAAAACUCUGAUCUGAAUCUGAUUAAAUCUAAUGUGUGGAAAUACAUUAAGUGCUAAUGUCUCUGUGAAAAUGUAAAUAUUUCAGGAGUUUCUGCUGCCCCCUUGUGUUUGAUUAAUGUAUGUACCUGCUGACUGUGACGUUGCACUACAUUGUACUGAAGUACUACUCCUGUCUGGUUCUCUCACUGUAGUUUUGGUGGCUGGAUGCUUUAUUUUGUAUAUUGUGAAACAAAGUAAUACCUUUAACAAAC